Molecule: messenger RNA, 645 nt
Organism: Prunus mume (Japanese apricot)
Lineage: Eukaryota; Viridiplantae; Streptophyta; Magnoliopsida; Rosales; Rosaceae
Source: RefSeq, a predicted model, not a curated record
AUGGCUCUGCUCAUCACAAACCAAGGCCAAUGCGUCUGCUUGGCCUUUUUUCUUGUGCUCAUUUUGGCCUUCUGCUCCUCUCAAGCAUCUUGUAGUCGCCAACUUUAUGGUGAAGACAAAAUCAUGCUCCAGAGGUUUGAGGAGUGGAUGGCUAAACAUGGACGAGUGUAUAAGGAUGCACAGGAGAAGGAGCUGCGCUACGACAUUUUCAAGUCCAGUGUGGAAUUUAUAGAGGCUUUUAACGAGAACAAGGACCAAAGGAAGUACACACUAAGCAUCAAUAAGUUUGCGGAUCGCAAGAAUGAGGAACUUCGAUCAAUGCGUAAUGGAUACAAUGUGAGGCAACAUCUCUCCAAAAAAGCGUCCAACUCCAUGAAAGGAACUCGAAACACUUUUUUCAAAUAUGAAAAUGUAACCGAGGUGCCACCUUCCUGUGAUUGGACUACAAGUGCUGUAACCCCGGUUAAGGACCAAGGAUAUGAUUGUGGGGCAGGGCAGCCCUCAAUCUCAAUGGAAUCGAAUAGACUCAGAGCUGCAGUAUGGGAUCCACCAAAACUUGUGCCUACUUGUUAUUUUCCUAGAGAAGAAGCUGAGGUGUUAUACAGGGAACUAAAGAUUUUCUUGUUGGUUGGCUUCAAUGACUGA